Racocetra persica is the source of this 218-nucleotide messenger RNA. Lineage: Eukaryota; Fungi; Glomeromycota; Glomeromycetes; Diversisporales; Gigasporaceae. The record is from the annotation of a GenBank genome assembly.
GUCAGAAUGCUGAUGCAACAAUGGCAAUGAUAUUACAAGAUAAUGAGUGGAGUGGACGAUGGUAUGAAUUUGAACAAAAGGCAUAUGUAAUGUUAUAUGUUGCAUCAACAUUUGAUUUUCAAAAAAUGCCUGAAAUGAAAGUAGAGUGGUAUACUGAAACAAUCACUGAUGCUUAUAAUAAUAGUAUUUCUACAGGAUUUAUUAUUAUUAAAUUUCAA